This is a messenger RNA of Drosophila busckii, 1216 nucleotides long. RefSeq names its product muscle-specific homeobox protein tinman. Gene Ontology annotation, molecular function: RNA polymerase II cis-regulatory region sequence-specific DNA binding; DNA-binding transcription factor activity, RNA polymerase II-specific. The record is from RefSeq and is a predicted model, not a curated record. The transcript is spliced from 3 exons. Bases 23 to 1144 code for a protein of 373 amino acids. Lineage: Eukaryota; Metazoa; Arthropoda; Insecta; Diptera; Drosophilidae. Gene Ontology annotation, biological process: regulation of transcription by RNA polymerase II; cell differentiation. Gene Ontology annotation, cellular component: nucleus.
ACAAAACACAAAAUCAAAAAAAAUGUUGCAACAUCAUCAGCAUCAAGCGCAAUCAACGGGCUACUAUGACUACAAUCAAAGUCCAAGUCCGGGCAGCAUGACCAAUGCGGAUGCAAUGAAUACAACGCCAUUUUCUGUAAAGGAUAUACUAAAUAUGGUUAAUCAAACGGAAGCAUACGAAGGCUAUGGACAUCUAGAUAGCGCUGCUGCGUCGGCGCUCUAUGGCGCCGCUGAGUAUCAACAGCAGCCAAUGCUACAGCAGCAGCAACAAAUGCAGCAGCAGCAGCAGCAGCAACAAAUGCAACAGCAGCAACAAUUGCAGCAGCAGCAGCUGCUGGAGCAAGAGGAGACCAGCUCGCUAUCGCCGCUGCUGCCACCGCCGCCGCCACAUCAUGGUCAUCAUCAUCAGCUAUACGGCUAUGCAGCGCAGGACUACGGCAUGUCCAUGCAUCCUCACCAGAGCUAUCAAACGCCUUACAAUCAGUUCUAUGCCGGCAACAGUUAUCAAAGUCCCGCUGCCUACAAUUACAACUAUGCUGGCGAUGUGUAUGCCACGCCCACAGCAACAGCGCCCAUUGCAGCGCCUGUUAAAAGUGAAUACAUACCCACGCCCUAUGUAACGCCCUCGCCCACACUGGACCUGAACAGCUCAACGGAGGUGGAAUUGCAGACGCCAGCGCGUAAGCUCAAUCCCAGCCAGAGCAACAUGCGCCCAAGCGACUGCGCCAAACGCAAGGAAAGUCAAGUAACCUCCAGCCGCGCAGAGCUGCGCAAGAGCAGCAACAACAAUAACAAUGUGGCAGCCACAGGCAAGACGCGCAUGAAGCGUAAGCCACGCGUGCUCUUCUCGCAAGCCCAAGUGCUAGAGCUGGAGUGUCGCUUUCGCCUCAAAAAGUAUCUAACAGGUGCAGAGCGUGAAAUUAUAGCACAAAAGUUAAAUCUGUCGGCAACGCAGGUAAAGAUUUGGUUCCAGAAUCGACGCUACAAGUCCAAGCGCGGCGACAUCGAUGGCGACAGCGUCAUGGGCAAGCAGCUGAAGCUCAAGCCAGAGCCGCUGCAAUCGCCCAAUGCAGCCUUGCAGCCGCCGCCGCCGCCGCUGCCGCAGCAUCUCAUGUGGCCCACGCAGCAGCAACAACUGCAAUAGCUCACUUAGUCUAAUACCUCAUACUAACUACUAGUAGCUUAUAAUACAAAUGUAUAUAUAGUUGGACAAUAA